GCAGGAAGCGUCCCCGGGAGCUGAACCGCCCGUCCCGCGGGGCCGUCGGAGCGGGGACAGCGCUGCCCCCGGCCCGACGCUCCCCGGGAUCAGCGGGAGUUGUGGGAACGGGAGAGGGGCCGAGGGGAGCAGGGUGUCCCCCUCGUUCUCGCACUGGGUCUGCGGAUGUCCCGCGGGGGCCGGGCCGGCGGCUCUGUGGGAACUCACCGGAGCGUCGCCGCUGGAGCCUCUCGGCGGUGACGGCGCUCGAAGCCCCGCGUCUCCUUCUGCCGCUGCCCCAGCUGCGCUCCGGAGAGUUGGCGCUCACCAGGGAAGCAAUGUUCUAAGAAUGUCAUCACACAUCCAAAUAAAACCAAAGACUGCAGCACAGAAAAGCAAGACAUCCUCUCCUUUACCAUGUUCUCCAGAACCUGCAACUAAACCACAGACAAAGCCUAGUGACAAGCUGAAUCCUAAAACUAUCGAUCCGUUUGGUGCUUAUUCUCGACCAACAUCUGCAUUUGCUGCUACAUAUGCUAAAGGAGGCAUUCCGUGCAGGUUAGUGCAUGGAUCAGUAAAGCACAAACUGCAAUGGGAAUGCCUUCCUGAAACUGUUCCCUUUGAUCCUCUCCUUAUAACACUGGCAGAGGGACUAAGAGAGACAAAACAUCCCUAUACAUUUGUUUCAAAGGAGGGCUUUAGAGAAUUACUUCUGGUUGAAGGUGCUACUGAAAAAGCAAUUCCCUUGUUACCUCGUCUGGUUCCAGUCUUAAAGGCUACACUGGCCCAUGCGGAUGAUGAAGUAUUUGGAAGGGGAUUGGAUGCUUUAGUUCAGCUGAGUGCUGUUGUUGGCCCAUCUCUUAAUGAUCAUCUUAAACAUCUACUCACAAAUCUGUCAAGGAGAUUAAUGGACAAGAAAUUUAGAGAAAGAGUUACAGUUACUUUACAAAAGUUGGAGCAAUAUGGUGGAAAGCCAACUGUGGCUAUCAUCAAAUCGAAAAUUCCAACCUAUUGUUCUAUCUCCCCUUGAACAAGAAAUCUAUAGUGAUUUGUACUGUAAGGUGAAGUUUGGAAAGAAGCUGCCUGUGUACAUCACUGACACUUAUUUGGGGUAUGAUAUAUUCUCUUAAAAUAAUCACAAUUCUUCACUAUGAUGGAGAAUGGGAGUCUUAUCAGUUUGAGAAUAUGUAAUUACAGAAGACUUCUCUAUAUUUGCGUAUGCAUUGUGCUUAUGAUGACAUUGAUUAACCUGGUGUUAUUUCAAAAGCAGAGUAAAUAUUGAUUCUUAUUUUGUUGUAAACUACAAUUUCAUUUAAUAUAUCUGCAGUGCUUAAUAUGUUUUGUAUAUUUGAUGCAAAAUAAUUUGGCAGUAAUUACUUAAAUAGUAAGUAACUUGGUGUUAAAUGACAUAUUUAUACCUGCUUUUGAAACAUAUGACUUAUUUUGUGACAGGCACAGAUGGACGCAUUUAGGUUCAUCAGGACUAGGUUAGACAUAGAACUGUGAGCACUCAUAGACUUCUUCAGAGUCAGCUUUUCAAGGUGUGAAGCUGAAAACAGCAAACAAGGAGCAUAUGGUGCAAAGCUGAACUUGCUCAGUGCAUUCUCAGCACAUUGUUUUGAAAUGCUGGGAAGGCUCGGAGAAUACAGUGCAAAGGUAUCAGGUUGCUCCCCAGAUCCACAGCCUAGGGUUUGCUCAGCUAAUUAGUUCCAGUUGGCUUUGGGCCUGCUGAACGGGAGCUGGAUGUAGGAGGCAACUUUGGAGUAUUUACACCAUGCUCCCUUUGCACUGAGUUCAGGAACGUCACAGAUAUGCCUGGGACUAGCUUGUGAAUUCCAGUCUAGACAAGUUAAUAAACUUCUGAACAUGGAAGCUAUAAAAAAAUAGGAGUUAAAAACAACAAAAGCAUUUUAGACACCAGCUUACCUCUCUGUCAAGCCUUGUAGGUUGCAGCAUUUGCUCAUGAUUGUAUUUGAACUUGACUGCAAAAUAAUUCCGUAAUGUUGGAAGAGAGGGGUAUUUUUGUCAUCAGAAGAUACUGAUGUGUAGAGUAUUAAAAAAGUCUGUCAUGUGAAGGCAGUUUCAGCUUUGUUUUGAAACUUACUACUGCUUGACUAAAUUAAAUUUACCUCAGGACUGUGGUAUGAUUGCUGCUGAGAUAAGAACUGUGCUAAGUCAAGAUAAAUGUAUUAAGGCUUUUUUUUUUAUUAAUUGUAUUUCUUCAGUUAACAAUUUUGUCAACAAGUAUUUAACAACUGAAAAAAAUUGAUCAUGGUCCUUUUUUUUCUUCAUGUUUACUUUAUUUUAUUUUUUUUUUACAAAAUGUGCACAUUUAGUUUACACAAACACGCUACAGCAGAUUUCAGGUGUACAUGUAUUGUACUACUCUUAUCCUACACUGGUGAUAGCAGAGCAGCCUUCAACAUGCCUCUAACAUCCCACCUCUACACCAGAAUAGAUACCUGAUUUAUUUUUACAAAAGAAUGCUUGCAACAUUCUUUCUACUUCAUUAAUUCACAUUUUCUGCAGCAAUGUCACAAUGAAGGUUGGCCUAUCUUGAUAGCAUUUCACCUAUUUUAAAAUAUUGUCAUAAACUCUGUGGACAAUAUAUCUUAAAAAUUACAUGGAUGGAGGGGCAUUGUUAAAUAUUAGGUGCAUACUUUUUUAGAAAAAUCUUUCUAGGUUCAGAAUAAAUAGCUCCAAUCUUAAUGAAGAAAUGAUCCUAAAAAAAUGUAAAGCAUUUAUCACAUAUAGAUGAUAUAUAGCUGAAGUUUCCAUUUUUUCCUGAUUCUGUCUCAUAGUUACAGAUAUUACAAAAAGCUGAAAUAGAUGUUAGCCUGACUAGCAGUCAUUAUUAAUAGAUGUUACUACACAGGGAUAUUCAUUCUCAGCACUGAAGUGGAAUGGAAGUUUCAAAGGAAUUUCAUGCCUUUUUAUUUAUUAAAGGCAAAAAGACACAUACUUAUGAAGACAGUGUUAGGAUCCAGUUAAGCUUUCUUCAUGACAAAUUAGGAGUUAGAAGAUCCUUAAUUUUAAUCUAAGAACUUUGCAGACAUAUCCAAGAAGAAUUAGAAAUACAGUAUGUAGGAUGCCUGGUAUUCCUGUUGUGAUAGAUUUACUAGGUAAGUGUGAUUGAUAGAAGCUUACUCAUAUUUUUUAUGGAAUAAAUGUACCUAUAAGCAGUUUGGGUUUUUGUUCUAUAACAGUUCUUCGUCUAGGUUAUCAAUUUUGUUAGUUUUGGGGUUUUUUUCUUUGGAAGAGAAAAGCAAGUCAAAGGUGGAAGGCAAUUGCAGCAAGAUGUGCAUUGCACACUGAUUAUAGCAUUAGCUCUAAGUGUUAUUCAAAAAUGAGGACUACACCAUAGAAAUGGGAAAAGAAAAUACAUGGUAAUGCCUCUGUAUAAAUUAGAAGCUAAGAUUUGAGAAAUACACUUGAAUACCUGGAGUUUAAUCCAGUAAAAAUGAGUAGCAAAACUAAGAGUAUAUUUUUAAUCUCCUUGUGAUUUUAUCUGUUUUAACUAGGGUUUGGAAUGAUAAUAAAGCUGCAUACUGUCAGUUUGUUUGAAUUUGGAGUAAAAACAUGGUUUUUCAGUACAAUCUUUUUAACUAAGUAGCCACUGUUGAAGAGCUAAAUUUUAUAAUUUCGAAAGAAUUUUUUGUUGGGAAGAGUUUAUAAUAAAAAAAUUUACUUGCAUAAUCCAUGUCUCAGUGUAAAGCUGAGUAACUUUAUUUAUGAUAAAGUGGGAAAUCCAUCUUUUAGAUAAUGUUGCCGAAUAGCUCAUAUUUGUCCAUUAGUUGUAGACCUAAUGUCUUCAUUAAAUCACAUUUUCAAAGAGCUGCAUGGAUCGCAUUAUAUUUUCAUCCUGUAAAAAAAUACAAUACAAAACCAAAAAUCAUACACCAUUACAAAUGUAGCUGGCCAAUAUCUAUAGUGCCAUGAUGUAGAACUAACUGUAUUUUAGUUAAUUACAACAUUUUCUUUCAGCUUGUUUAGAGAAAUUGUUAUCAGAAAAAGGCUGUUAAUGGAUCUAUGCUUAAAUAGGUUUUUGUAUAUAUUAAUGAGACCAAAACUACCCUCUCAAGGAUACAAUAGCAUAUUAAGAAAAUUAAGUCUGCAGUAGUUCAGAGGCUAUCAGUUUAUACCCACUAUAAAAUAGUACAUUUAGACAAUUGAACUCAUGGAAUAGUUGUAUCUGAAGUGCAACUCCACACAUGGAAUUGCUACUUCUGUGUAUUGUACAGAGGAGCCUUUAUGCAAUAUUAGGGCAUCCUGCUACAUAGCUAGGGAUGACUCUAACAUAAAAUCGAUUGAAGUGUGCAUCUUUGCAUGAACUGAAGAGUCAAUCAGUUUGACAAGUAUCACAACACUCUUCAGCUCCUCAGUUCAGAUUUUCUGUGUGCUCACACUGAAAGAUGGUCACUGCUUUCCAAUGCUACUUCUGUUUUCUGAUUGCUUUUGCAUUAGGUAAUGUUUUAAGAAAAUCUUCAGCUCCCAAGUUUUGCAUAAUGCUUAGUGAUGCAUCCCUCUGUACUCCAGUUUUUAUCAGUAAAUAACUCUCAACACAGCACUCAGAAAACAGUAUUUUUCUUUGUAAGCUUUACAUUUCAGUGUAUAGAAGAAAGAGUUUACUUGCAGUAGCCCAUAUUUAUUGGCAUUUCUGGAUCAACAGUUGCUUGCACAAAACAAUAUAUGUACACAAUACACAAGUUUAUUACAUGCUCAUUUAGCAUUUGCUGGUCUUCACUGUAAUCAGCCUAUAUUUUAAUCUGAAUGCACACUCUUUAGCACUUUCUUGAGAGAUAAUUUAGACAUCUUCAAUUCAAGUGAAUAAAAAGACUGAAUUUGAUAAAUUAUUUUUCUAAGUUUCUUGAAAGAUGCCUAAAAGACCCCAUUUCUUAGAGGUUAUCUCAUAGUAUUCUCCACUACUGAUAGGGAUGUGAUACUUCUGUACAUAAAUCUUCCCAUAAUACGUGUUCAGUAUCAAUUUCCAGUUAAAUUAUUCACUGUUCAGUCUAGUGGGUGAUUUGCUUUGUAAAAAUGACUGGUUUGAGUAAUUUGCUUAAUUUAUGUUAUGAAACAUGCACAGUGGGGUUUUUCAUCUUUGAUUCCAUAUGCCAUCUCAAGUGAUGUUGCUGUAAGAAAUGAUCUGUGCACUAUUUUGUACUGAUAAAAUAACUUAUGGAAGCAAUUAUAUGUAAUUUCAAAAAAUAUGUAGAUUAAUGCUUAAAAAUUUGUGUAGUAAAAUUACUAUAUUAAAUUACUGAAAGUUAAAAUAAACUUUUUUCCCUCUGCAUUGCUUUAAAAUAUCAAUAAACUAGACAAGAUCACUGA
Corapipo altera (White-ruffed manakin) is the source of this 5310-nucleotide messenger RNA. It is a transcript of the gene PACRGL, whose product is annotated as parkin coregulated like. Bases 329 to 1009 code for a protein of 226 amino acids. The record is from RefSeq and is a predicted model, not a curated record. NCBI's taxonomy places the organism in Eukaryota, Metazoa, Chordata, Aves, Passeriformes, Pipridae. The transcript is spliced from 8 exons.